AUAAAUUCCCUAAUGAGUUCGACUCGGAUGGCCACUCAAGCCCGAUGCAAGAAAAAUUCGUAUUUACGAACACGUCCCGUAAACCGAUUUCAAAGCUCCGAGACGUGGGAACGGAGAUGACCCCACUUGCCAGCUCGACAACCUCAAGAUGCCCAACCCCUUUCGAGAGCACAUCCCCUGUCCGGCACAACACCCCUGCUGACCGGUCAGGCCCAUUGGGCCCAACGGGCCCAAACGACGACCAAAGCAAACCGGGCCUUAGCCUGCUGAAGGGCAGUCAUAUGGCCAAGCUGCAUUGUGGGGCCCAAUUCAACUCGGCCAAGUCCAAUUGGAGCUCUAGGGAGGAGGAGGAGGAUGACGUGUCCAAGAGCCUGAGGCAUUUCGAGGCGACGAGCGGAGACGAGUGUCGGAAGAGUGAAUCCGAGUCGAAGAAUUUCGUGUGGGAAGAGGAAGAAAAAACCAAG
Striga asiatica is the source of this 464-nucleotide messenger RNA. The record is from the annotation of a GenBank genome assembly. Lineage: Eukaryota; Viridiplantae; Streptophyta; Magnoliopsida; Lamiales; Orobanchaceae.